AUGACUUCCCAAGCACCAACCUUCACGAAGCCCAACCGACCUCUGACAUGGCUGAUAACCGGCUGUUCAUCAGGCCUAGGUCUAUCCAUAGCCCGAAUCGCCCUAUCCAACAACCAAAUCGUGAUCGCCACAUCCCGCGACCCCUCCCGCACCCCAGACCUGGUAGCGGAGAUAAAGCAAAAAGGCGGCGAAUGGUACAAACUUGACGUAGACGACCCAGUCGCUGCUUCCGAGCUGCUAUCGAAACUCGAAGUUGCGCGCUGCAAGGUCGAUGUGCUGGUCAACAAUGCGGGAUUCGCUAUUCUCUCGGCCGUUGAGCAGUUCUCGGACUCAGAGCUGCGGGCGCAGAUGGAGACGGUAUAUUUUGGACCGAGUCGACUGAUUCAUGAAUUUGUACCGGGCAUGAGGGAGAGGCGAUUUGGUAUUGUUGUGAAUAUUAGCUCUGGAGCGGGGUUGGAGGGAAGGGAGAGUAUGGGUGCUUAUGCUUCGGCGAAGGCUGCUAUGGAUGGUCUAUGCAAGGUUCUCUCGAAGGAAAUUGCCCCUUUCAACGUUCGCGUGCUGACGGUGUGGCUGGGUGUGUUCAACACGGCGUUUGGAAGCGGGUGUCUCACGGCGAAAGAUCCUUUGCCAGAGGAUUACAAUGGAUCUGUCGUCGCUCAGAUGUUGGAAUUGAUCAAGGGAGGUAAGCUUGUCGCUGAUGGUGAUAAGGACAAAGCAGCCAAGGCGAUCUAUGAAGUUGUGCAAGGGGAGGGGGUUGGGACUGGGCACGAGAGUGAACGAUUCCUGCCCAUGGGUCGAGACAUGAUUCCUCGCCUUGAGUUGGUCCGUGACCAGCUUGAUCAUACACUUGAUGUUUUUGGUGCUGCUGCUGGUAAUGUUUACAUCGAUCGGGAAGAAUGA
Messenger RNA from Penicillium brevicompactum, 900 nucleotides. RefSeq lists its product as uncharacterized. The transcript has 2 exons. NCBI's taxonomy places the organism in Eukaryota, Fungi, Ascomycota, Eurotiomycetes, Eurotiales, Aspergillaceae. Bases 1 to 900 code for a protein of 299 amino acids. Gene Ontology annotation, molecular function: oxidoreductase activity. The record is from RefSeq and is a predicted model, not a curated record.